UUUUCUUCAGUUCAUUGUUUCUAUAUUAUAUUAGUGUUUUGUAGUUUUUUGAUAUGCGCAAGCAAAUAACACGUCUAUAUUACUCUAUGACUUUAUGUGCGCAAGUGACCUUUGAAACUUAUAAUUUUUCGUAUUCGAUUUUUUUGAUUUCGUUAAUUUUAUUUUGUAAAUAGAUUCCUAUUUUAUUUCAGAUGAAUUUCAGUUCAGUUAUUUUGAUUAUAUUGUUUACCCUGUUCCCAAUAUGCUUCAGCCGCUUAGAAGAAGAUACGUCUUUGGACCAUUGCAAUAUAAAUGAAUGCUUUCAUGUAUCUGCAAAACUCUGUCCAAGUGCUGAUAGUCCGUGCAGAUGUCAUCAUUUGCCAAACUGUGAAAGAGCUGUCGUAUGUUGCAAUGUUACCAGUUCUCAAUUGAUUGAAGGAUUAGAUUGUGCAGGAGUGAGUGGCAAUGGUAUUGUUGAAGCCUUACAUGUAAGAAAUGCAAGCCUGGAUAUUUUGAAUGUGACUCAGCCAACUUGGAAGAGGUUGAGGUAUAUGACAAUAACAGAUGGACACAUUAAUAGAAUUUCUGGUGAAUUUUCCAAGCUUACCCUCAUAUCUUGCCUCAAUCUGUCAUCCAAUAGUAUAAGUAGAUUUGAUGAGAGGUCACUUGUUAAUCUUUAUAAUCUGUCUCACUUGGAUCUUUCUCAUAACAAUUUAUCAGAAGUACCUAGGUUCAAAAAGGAAGGAAAUGUUACUCUGGAUAUCUCUUCAAAUCCUUUCAUAUUAUGCAGUAGUGUACUAGAUGCAUUAAAGAGAGCAGAACUAUUUUUCAACAACUAUAAUGAAACGAAUUGUUCCAGUUCUAAAACAUUUCACUGGUUUAAUUCAACCGAGCAUCUUCCACUCAUAAGAAUUAUAGGGUUGCAUGAGCUGAGCAAGGAUUGCAACAAAAUGAACUCCAAUUGUACAUGUGAACCAUCUAGGGUUGAUUUGAUUCCUGGAAAAACUCCUAUAUUUGCAAUUGACGUGAACUGUUCUAACAGAGGAUUGACCCAAAUGCCAACUCCACUACCACCGAAUACAAUCGUCCUCAAUAUAACAAACAACAAUAUUACUUCCAUUGAAGCAGUCAAUAAUGACGCUUCCUAUAUACACCUCAGGGAACUAUAUGCAGAUAAUAAUCAAAUUACAUCAGUUCUGCCUCUUGAAGGUUCUAAAUUUAUCAGUAAUUUUGUAACACUCAGCUUACGCAAUAAUAAAAUUGAAUCGUUGCCACCCUAUAUGUUUUCAAUUGCUUUCGAUAGGAAUUAUUUUUUGAGAUCAGUUUAUUUGGAGAAAAACUAUAUUCAUUGUGAUUGUAACACAGCGAAAAAUUUGAAGGAUUUGCUACUGACAAAGGCAAAGCAAAUCCCAGAUUACAAAGGUAUUUUUUGUGAAAACAUUAAUUCUCCAGUAAUGGAUCUGAACCCCUCCACACUCUGUCAGAGCACAUCUGAUUGGACUGAUUAUGUACAUUAUAUAAUAACUAUUCAAAUUAUCUUGCUUGUUGGACUGAUCGCCAAAGUUUUUUAUGAUUAUUGGAUUUUCAAAACUGCUGGAUAUUUGCCAUGGCCUGCAAGUAAGAUGCCAAAAAUGCCAUGUGACUGGUUAUGCGAAUAAAAAUUAUUCAAAGGACUAUUGAAGGAGUAGGUAGAUGAUAUGAAUAUCAUACAAACUUUUGUGCCAUUAUUUAUACUUAUUUAUACAUAUUUGAGGAAAUAAAUUUCUUACAUUUGAAA
Messenger RNA from Harmonia axyridis, 1756 nucleotides. It is a transcript of the gene hfw, whose product is annotated as protein halfway. The transcript has 8 exons. NCBI's taxonomy places the organism in Eukaryota, Metazoa, Arthropoda, Insecta, Coleoptera, Coccinellidae. The coding region runs from base 192 to 1637 and encodes 481 amino acids. The record is from RefSeq and is a predicted model, not a curated record. Gene Ontology annotation, molecular function: protein binding.